AUGGAGAACCCCUCAUUUGUCCUGCGAGACAUCAAAGACGUCGUCAUUGAAGACCGGCCCAAACCCACCCUCAAAGACCCUCACGAUGUGAUUGUCCAUGUGGCACAGACAGGUAUUUGUGGAAGUGAUGUUCACUACUGGCAACGCGGUCGCAUCGGCGAUUUCAUCCUCACUGGACCCAUGGUCCUCGGCCACGAAUCCUCCGGCGUAGUUGUCGAAGUCGGUGACAAAGUCUGA
This is a messenger RNA of Aspergillus neoniger CBS 115656, 237 nucleotides long. Its product is annotated as GroES-like protein. Gene Ontology annotation, biological process: D-sorbitol catabolic process. NCBI's taxonomy places the organism in Eukaryota, Fungi, Ascomycota, Eurotiomycetes, Eurotiales, Aspergillaceae. Gene Ontology annotation, molecular function: zinc ion binding; L-iditol 2-dehydrogenase (NAD+) activity. Bases 1 to 237 code for a protein of 78 amino acids. The record is from RefSeq and is a predicted model, not a curated record. The transcript is spliced from 4 exons.